Messenger RNA from Trichogramma pretiosum, 1253 nucleotides. RefSeq names its product protein FAM173B. Lineage: Eukaryota; Metazoa; Arthropoda; Insecta; Hymenoptera; Trichogrammatidae. Bases 127 to 996 code for a protein of 289 amino acids. Gene Ontology annotation, molecular function: protein-lysine N-methyltransferase activity. Gene Ontology annotation, cellular component: mitochondrion. The transcript has 4 exons. Gene Ontology annotation, biological process: positive regulation of proton-transporting ATP synthase activity, rotational mechanism; peptidyl-lysine trimethylation; regulation of mitochondrial ATP synthesis coupled proton transport. The record is from RefSeq and is a predicted model, not a curated record.
UGUACGAUAGUUAUAAUGUCCUAUAGGUUUGCCCUCGUUCACGCGUCAUGUUAUAUAUUUCACAAAGACGUGUGCGAGUGAGCAACCCUCGUUAAACGAGCUCUAUAUUAUUCCGAUGUGGCUGCGAUGACGAUUGGUCGGAUUUGCGCGAAAGCGUCGCGCGAUUUGCGACUUCAGGGGGGCGAGAAAGGAGCUUUACUUCGAGCAGCGGAUCUCUGUUAUGUUACAAAGCAGAAAAGCCUGCGCGAACAACAGUCGUCUGCAGCAGUAGCGACAUCCCAGCAGACUCCCAAUUUCAACAAUCGUCGCCUGUCUUCUGCUGCUUUUUCAAGACUUGUUUUGACUGUGAUAUUUCAUAUAGCUUUUGUAAUUGUAAAUAAUAAAAUGGAGCAAAAAGUUUUGGAUGAAAUUGGGUGGAAUACACCCGGAAUGACACCGGAAUCGAAGCGCUUUAGUAUGAUACUUGCCGGGAUUUUUGGGGGAGUUGGAAUUGCAAUUACUGCAAUAAGUUUGCCAUUUUGCAGUCCAGCAUUCAGACGUAUUUGUUUACCAUUCUGUCCAGCAUCAAAUGAACAAGUACAAAAUGUCAUGAAAGCAUUGAAAGGAAAGCAAGGAACUCUUCUAGACAUAGGAAGUGGAGAUGGACGAAUAGUUAUUGCUGCAGCUAAAGCAGGUUUCAUAGCUGAUGGUGUAGAACUCAAUCAAUGGUUAAUCCGCUACUCAAAACUUUCUGCCUUAUUUAAUGGUGUAUCGUCCAAAACAAACUUCUUUAGAAAAGAUUUAUUUCAAUUUAAUAUGCAAAAAUAUAACAAUGUUGUUAUUUUUGGGGUGGAUGAAAUGAUGCAUGAAAUUGAGGCUAAAUUUAAAAAAGAAUUGAAACCAAAUAGUUCAAUAGUAGCUUGUCGUUUUCCGUUACCUAAUUGUAAGCCAAUCAAGACAAUUGGAACAGAUGUUGAUACAGUUUGGCUAUAUGAAACACCAUUGCAGAAGCAGUAAAAAAACAUCCAAAUGGUAUCAAUUGAGUCAAAUUGUUAUAUUAUUGUAAAUAUAUAAUAUAAAAUUGUAGAUAAUUUUACAAAAAAUAAGAGUUAUUCAUUUUUUUAUCACAUUAUUUAAAACAGUAUAUGUGGUAAAAUUAUAAUACUAUCGUAACAGAGAGAAAUGCGUUCAAUAUUUACAACAUCUCUAUAAGAGAUCAUUAAUUACUAUGUACAAAGAGAAUUAUAAGAUAAAAAAACAAAUUACAAACUUAA